CAGCCUCAAACACUCCCAUCAUCUCUAGUCUCAUUGACCCUCGCCUCCUAUGGCCGACCACAUAAUCAACUUGAAUCACUACUGAUACCCGGUUCACUCCCAUACUCAUUGGAGACGCUUGCACUUGAAGGUUCAAUCAUUGGGCGGCUGAAACCUGGAUUGCUCCCAUCAUCUCUCACAUCUCUCAAGCUUGACGAUCUACUUUCUCCACCGACAUUAGUGGAUCUACCUUCAUCGAUUACCUCACUCGAGUUCUUGAAUCAAUUCAACCUGAUGCUGGGAGUGGGUGAGCUGCCGCCAUCACUCCAGACGCUACGCUUUGGCUACGAUUACAAUCAACCAUUUGUACCUGGAGUGUUUCCACAAUCUCUUCGGUCAUUAUACUUUGCUGACGGACAUUUCAAUCAACCCUUUGAAAUUAACGUGCUUCCGCCACAGCUGACAUCUCUCUCCUUAAUGUCGAGAUGGAACCAAUCAAUCAUUCCUGGAUCAUGGCCCAACAGCUUGGCCACACUUCAAUUUGGCAAACAUUAUACCACGAUUGAGUUAGAUACACUCCCCUCAUCGCUAACAGUUCUGACAUACGAAGAUAAGAGCGACUGCUCUUUCUUUAAUUCCUUUGAUUUUAAUACAAAACGACUUAUCUUGUGGCCAUCUACACUCAAAACAAUGGUCGUAGGCAAUAUGUGGAGAUAUCACACAGAUCGACUGCCAAUAGCCAUUCCACCUAGUGUUACAUCAAUGUCAAUUCAACUCCAACACCAAGACCAUCUUACAUUACUUUCCCCGUCCUUGACGCAUCUCGACCUUGGACAUAUAUACAACAGUCCGAUCACACCUGGAUCUUUACCUUCAUCACUUGUCAACCUCAUCAUUGGAAAGUCUUUCAAUCAGGUGUUGCCAGUUGGAGUGCUACCGGCUACACUGGCCGACCUAUCACUUGGCGAUUCAUUCAACCAGGCAUUGACCACUGGAGUAUUGCCACCAUCACUCACAUCACUAAGUCUGGGACGCGAUUACAAACAAGGAUUGAAACAAACAUCUCUACCUGGAACACUAAGAAGCCUAUCUGUGGACUCGAGGGGCCAGACCAAGUACGCCACAUUACCAACUUCAUCAUUCAAGUCUGACCUCGAUUUGUUGGAGGUGAGGACUGGUUUCAUUUGGACAAACAUGGUUACAAAGAACAAGGCCAGUCCAAUCAAGCUUCUGCGAAUCAAACAAUAUAUGAAAUCAAAUACGAGGAGCCAAGCCAAUAUCAUCGGACCAAUGGUUGUGUCAUUCCCCAAUGUUCACACAUUCGACGUCACCUUCUACUUUAGACCCAGCAGUACAGAUCGUAUUUACGGCCGCCCUCCAAAGGACUCUCCCAGUGACGUAAUAUAUAGAAUGCAAGUUCGCCGUAUCUAUCAACAACUUGCCAUUGGCCUUAUAUAUAGUCUACGUAAUUGUAUCGAUGUUCCUAAAUAUUAUAUGAAAAUACUAGACUUGUCUCGAUACGAUGGUAGUCGUCCUAGUCCUUCUGUCAAGUCUCAUUCUACAUUACCCGAGCCAGUCAAUCAAACACCAGAGGAUGAAGUUAACAAUCAAUCAUUAAUU
Messenger RNA from Acytostelium subglobosum LB1, 1599 nucleotides. RefSeq lists its product as hypothetical. The annotation marks the transcript as partial. The record is from RefSeq and is a predicted model, not a curated record. Lineage: Eukaryota; Evosea; Eumycetozoa; Acytosteliales; Acytosteliaceae. The transcript has a single exon.